AUGGAUGCCGAUAGAGUUGCUCAUUAUCUGGAACUGGAAGAUAAACUUGCAAAGAUUAGAAUACAAAUACAUUCCAAAUUAGAUAACCAGAAGCAUAUUGCUAUUAUAUUAUCUGCUGUUGAAGAAAACAUUCAAAACUUAGAUACUAAUGAUACCUCAAAAAAUCUAGUCCACUAUAUGGUCUCUUUGAUGUCUCUAUUAGAUCAAGCUAUUGAUCCAAAUACCCACAAAAUCAAGGAUUUGAGCUUACUUUCAUCUACAUGUUAUUUACUAGAUAUAAUUUUUCAUUACGCACCAAAACAAUUAUUAAAAUCAAAAUUUUCAGAAAUUUUAACUAAAAUUGCACCAUGUAUUACAGAUGAGGGAGCUAGUGCUGCUUUAAUCAGAUCUGCUAUCGGUUGUUUAGAAUCUCAAUUGAUUGCUCAAGAUGCCCAAAUUUGGAACAACACACAGGCAUUAACCGUCACACCAAGAAGAGGUCUACAAGGUCUUCUGGAAUUAUCAUUGGAUCCAAGACCUAAAAUUAGAAAGAGAGCAGCAGAGGCUGUGUUUAACAUUUUAUCUAAUCCACCUGCAGCACCAACUGCUGAACAUGUUGCAUCGAUUUUUAUUGCAUCUUUCUGUAUUAAAUCUUUAACCUCAGUCAUGAAUGAAUUUUCUGUCACUUCAAACAAAAAACUAAGGAAUCAGAGUGGUCCAAAUGAUUUAAAUACUAAAAUUAUUCACAACAUUAGAUUCAUCAGUAAGGUUAUCUCGAGUAACCAAUGGCCCUCUCCUCAGAUUGAACCAUUGUGUGACCUAUUGUUAGAAGUUACAAAAAGUUCAGACCAAUUCUUAGUUACCGCUGCUUUUGAAUGUUUUGAAAGUCUAUUCAAUUCUUUAUCCGAGCAAUCAUCAACACUUGGAUUAGCUGAUAACAAGUUUUUAAAUGUUUUAGAGAUUAUUUACUCAUUAAAGCCAUCUAACAAUGAUACGCAUCUAGCCGGUGCUUGGAUUGCUGUUGUUGUGAAAAGUUUAUCCUCCUAUGCAGUUCAUCAACCAUUAAAGGCAAUGCAAAAGAUACCAGAAGUUUUCAAGUUGAUUUCAACUUAUUUAGCUAGUGAAUCUGAAGAAAUUUAUACCAGUGCUUCUCAAUGUUUAAUUGCAAUUUUAACAAAUGCUAUCAGGGAUGAGUUAUUAUUAGAACUACCAUCAAAUACUGAAGCUACUAUCGACGUUGUUGAUGGUCUUUUAGAAGAAAUGUCUGUUUUAAUAACUGACUUCUUAUCCAUUAAGUACACUCACUGUGGUAAAGAAAUUUUAAAUGUAUUGGCAGCUGCAUUCACAAAAUUAAGACAUAGAGCAAACCCAUCAUUCAUAAAAUUAUUAGUAAUCGUUGACCAGUGGAGAAUCAAUGAGAACAACUAUAUGGAAUACAGAAAUGAAGUUGAGAAAGUUAUUGGUUCUGCUAUAUCAGGAAUGGGCCCAGACAUUGUUUUAUCAUACUUACCAUUAAACUUAGAAAAUCCAACUGACGAACAACCUGGCCGUGCUUGGUUAUUACCAAUUUUGAGAGAUUAUACAAAAAAUACAAGAUUAUUGACCUUUAUUAACGAAAUUUUACCACUAAUUGAAGUUUUCGAGGAUAAAUGUAAGCAAUUAAACUCUGAAUCCGUUCAAUUAAAGGUCUUUCAAACAGUAAUCGACCAAUUGUGGUCAACAUUACCACGUUUCUGUGAAUUACCAACUGAUUUACAAGAAUCCUUCACUAGUGAUUUUGCUUCUAAAUUAUCUUCAAUUUUAUAUAGUAAAGUUGAAUUAAGAACGACUAUCUGCCACGCACUAAAAAUGUUAGUUGAUAGUAAUUCUGCAUAUGCUAAUGGAGCUCUUGCUGACAAUAUUUUAUUACAGGAAUCUUUCCCAGUUCAGAAUGCCAAAGAUAAUUUAACUUAUUUAUCCAAAAUGUCUCCAAAUAUUUUAUCUGUUCUUUUCAACGUGUACAGUCAAACUGCUCCAAAUGCAAGAGGUUAUAUUUUAGAAACUAUCGAAUCAUUUAUUAAAAUCACUACUGAGGAAGAUCUACAGACCACUUUUAACAAGGUAUGUACUUUAUUAAACUCUGCUAUGGACGAAGAGUCUGAAAAUGUUCAAAAGGGUAAACCGCAAUUAUCUGCAACAUUAUUGGAUUUAGUCGUGUGUAUGGUAAAGUAUGUCCCCGCUUCAUCGUACAGUGCUCUAUUCUCUAUUUUCAGCAUCACUGUUAAUUCAGUUGAUGCACUAACUCAGAAAAGAGCUUAUAGAAUUGUUACAAGAUUGUCUGAGCUAGAUGCAGGUUUUGAAGCUUUAUCUGGUUUUAUCUCUGAUAUCACAAAGGUAUUUGUAGAAACUAGUGACAAAACUCAAACUUCUACUAGGUCUGUUAGACUGAGUGCUAUAAAGGCUUUAGUAUCUAUGUUACCAUCAAACCAAAUGGACUUCAUUGUCAAGGUGGUUCCUGAAGUCAUUUUAGCAACUAAAGAUGUGAAUGAAAAGUCAAGAGAAACUGCCUUUGAAACUCUUAUAGAAAUGGGUAAAAAAAUGAAUGAACCAAAUAGUGUUGUUAGAUUAUCUGAAAUUCCUGGUUAUGAUAGCACAACACCUGACCAACCAUCUAGCGUUACCGAAUUUUUCAAGAUUAUGUCUGCUGGUUUAAUUGGUGAAUCACAACAUAUGGUCAGUGCCACAAUCACAGCAUAUGCAUGUGUUGUAUUUGAAUUUAAAGAUGAAAUUGAUCCAUCAAUGCUAUUAGAAAUAUAUGAUACUAUUCAACUAUAUUUAACUUCGAAUUCAAGAGAAAUUGCCAAAAGUGCAAUUGGUUACAUUAAGGUUUGUAUUCUAGGUUUACCUGUUGAAUUGAUGCAUGAUAAAGUACCUGAGUUAUUACCAAAAUUACUACGUUGGUCAAAUGAACAUACCGGUCAUUUCAAAGCCAAAGUGAAGAAUAUUAUUGAGAGAAUGAUUAGAAGAUUUGGCUAUGAACUUGUUGAACAAGCCUUCCCAGAAGAAGAUAGAAAACUAUUAACUAAUAUUCGUAAAGCUCGUAAUAGGAACAGCAAGAAGGGUAGCGAGCUUUCAGAAGGUAAGUCCAAUGCUACUUCAGCAAAGGGUUCUAGAUUUAUGUCUGCCUUUGAUGAAGUUGUAUAUGAUUCUUCUGAUGAUGAGAAUGAUGAUACUGAAGUUUCUAAUGGUAAAGGUAAGAAGGCUUCUAAGCAAUUUAUCAUUGAGGGUGAAAAUCCAUUAGAUUUAUUGGAUUCACAAACAUUAGCUCAUAUAUCUACAACUAAUGUUAGAAAUAAUAAAAAAGAACAACGUAGGAAAAUCAGGGAUGAUGAAGCUUUCAGUUUCGAUGAUGAAGGUAAAUUAGUUGUGAAACCUGGUUCUUCGAAGACUGUUAACGAAGAGGAUCCAUUAAUGUCUGUUACCAGUGGUAUUAAUGCAUACUUAGAUGCUGUUAAGAAUGGUCCUAUUAGAGGUCAAAAGAAUAAAUUGAAAUUUAAGAAGAAUAAGGAUGCUGAUGAUGAGGACGAUUUUGAUAAUUCACCAAAGCCAACAAAGAAAAACGAUUCAAGAAAUAAAAUCGGUAAAGGUAGUUUCAAAAAGAAUCAAAAAUUUAAAUCCAGAAGAAAACUUUAG
Messenger RNA from Tetrapisispora phaffii CBS 4417, 3651 nucleotides. RefSeq names its product mRNA-binding protein RRP12 (gene RRP12). The transcript has a single exon. The record is from RefSeq and is a predicted model, not a curated record. Bases 1 to 3651 code for a protein of 1216 amino acids. NCBI's taxonomy places the organism in Eukaryota, Fungi, Ascomycota, Saccharomycetes, Saccharomycetales, Saccharomycetaceae.